Molecule: messenger RNA, 1493 nt
Organism: Gymnodraco acuticeps
Lineage: Eukaryota; Metazoa; Chordata; Actinopteri; Perciformes; Bathydraconidae
Gene: edn1
Product: endothelin 1
Exons: 5
Coding region: 179-784 (201 amino acids)
Biological process (GO): intracellular calcium ion homeostasis; regulation of vasoconstriction; regulation of systemic arterial blood pressure by endothelin
Cellular component (GO): extracellular region
Molecular function (GO): hormone activity; endothelin A receptor binding; endothelin B receptor binding
Source: RefSeq, a predicted model, not a curated record
AAAGUGAGGAGGCUGCGCUGGUGGAGCAGCACUGACACUGAGACACUGAGAACUCUGCAUCAAUCUCCGAGGACGAGCACAGAAACACUUUGCGAAGGAGAUACACUGGAUAUUUUUCACCCUCCUGGAGGAUUAUUCAUUUUUGAUAAAUACUUUUGUUUUAAAAAAGCCUACAAAAAUGGAUGUAUACAUUUUGAUUUCCGUUGUGUCAAUGAUGCACUCCUGGACUUUCAGCGCAGUGCUAUCAGCUCCAGCUGCACAGACACCCUCCGCCGACUCGCAGAGGCGCCAUGUGCGGACCAAACGCUGCUCCUGCGCCACUUUCAUGGACAACGAGUGCGUGUACUUCUGCCACCUGGACAUCAUCUGGGUCAACACUCCUGAGCGCGUGGUUUCAUACGGACUGGGCAACAACGGUCCCAGGAAGAGGCGCGCGGUCGCGGAAUCCAUAGCAACCAGCAGCGGACCCCUGCGCUGCAGGUGUGUCAAUCAAAACGACGACACGUGUAGAAACUUCUGCGGACUGGAAAACCUCCUCAGGUCUGAAGCCUCCCUCACGGAGACUCUCCCCGCAGAGCGCGAUGCUUGUGUCGGGCCGCAGUGCGAGCCCCGGCUGGCGGCAGACACCGGGCGGAUUACACGGAUGAGGAAAAGAAACAAUAAGAAACGGGUGUCGCCUCUAGCCAUCAGGUCUGCCCUCAAAACACGUCUGCUGCUGGAGAAGUGGAGGGUGAGACAGCACCACAGGGGGAGAACCUGGGAAGGGGAGAGCAGGGCCCCCUAAACACCACAGACCCUCCUCCGCACCAGAGGGGAAAAAGGGUUCCCAACUCUAAAGCCAGUGGAUGACAAUGAAGAGCCCAAAGAGGGUCGAAGACAGUUCUCUUCGUGGUGCCAGAGCAGAGACAUUUCUCUAUCAGUGGCGCUUCGUCAGACAGAUGAACGAGGUCAGAGACAAUACAGGGAGUUCAAGAGAAAGAAGAGAAGCGGACGGAGAAAUCAAUGAUAUUCAUUGAUUGUAUUGCUGUCACGGUCACUCCUUCAAAACCUUAUCAAAUAGCAUUUCAACUGAGUCAGAAUCACUGCUGUCCUGCUCAUUGUACUCCACAAUGCAAUCAUACAGUUGCAAUAACAGGUUAUUACGCCUACAUAGAAGGGAUUAUGUGACUUGACACUUUUUCACCGACUGAAACUAUUCAGUGCCUUUGCGUAACAGGUAGUCUCCUGCCUGCCAGGUCUUUGUAGCUGUGAAGUGCAGUAGCUGCUGGGAGUCUUUCAUGCUCAUGUUAUCGGAUUUCUAUACAUGUCAUAAUUUAAAUAUUUUUCACGACAUACAUUCUAUUUAUUUAUUAUUUUCUACACAUUGCAAUGGGAUUGCCAUGUUGGCACGUCACAUGUUCCGGUUUGUCAUUUCUGUGAAAUGUUUUGUCAUUGAGGUGCCAAAUAUUGGCAAAUUUACACAAUUUUGUAAAAUAAAUACUUAUUUAAAAAAA